AAAUUCAAACAGAAAUACAACCGCCACCAACUGAAAUACAACCAGCCCCGAGCGAAUCGCUACUAACUGAAAUACAGCUGACACCAGCCCCGAGCGAAGUUCCACCAUCAACAACUUGCCCUACAGAAAUUCAAACAGAAAUACAACCGCCACCAACUGAAAUACAACCAGCCCCGAGCGAAUUGCUACCAACUGAAAUACAGCUGACACCAGCCCCGAGCGACGUUUCACCAUCAACAACUUGCCCUACUGAAAUUCAAACUGAAGAAAACCCGACACAAACUCAGAGUGAAUCUCCACCAACAUCAUGUCCUGAUUGCGAAGAAAUCGUUUCUAAUACUGAUUCCGGUGAUGAAAUACACAGCUGGGUGGUAUACGGAUACAGCGAUCGAGGUAUUUAUGAUUAG
Messenger RNA from Cetraspora pellucida, 407 nucleotides. NCBI's taxonomy places the organism in Eukaryota, Fungi, Glomeromycota, Glomeromycetes, Diversisporales, Gigasporaceae. The record is from the annotation of a GenBank genome assembly.